This is a messenger RNA of Rhagoletis zephyria (snowberry fruit fly), 2245 nucleotides long. RefSeq lists its product as uncharacterized. Lineage: Eukaryota; Metazoa; Arthropoda; Insecta; Diptera; Tephritidae. The record is from RefSeq and is a predicted model, not a curated record. Gene Ontology annotation, molecular function: nucleic acid binding.
UUGUGUUUAUUCCCAAGGGAGGUAGACCCUUAACCAAGUGACUUUCGACCGAAAUGCCUUACUUCUUUCUUUCUCAAGGUUCUGGAAAGACUUCUAGACUCGCAGAUCCGACAGGAAAUUGAUGUAAAUAAUAUCUCUAGCUGUCAGCACGCCUACUGGAAAGGUAGAUGCUGUGGAUACAGCUUUGCAUAGUAUUGUCAGCACCAUUGAAAAGGCUCUCGCUUUUAAGGAAUUUGCACUAGGCGUGUUCCUAGAUAUCGAUGGUGCCUUCAAUAAUGUUCUCCCGGGAGCGGUUCUUCAAGCCCUAACUCGCCUUGGGCUGGAUCACCCUAUGGUCGAGUUUGUUCAUCGCCUCUUAGGCAGUAGAGCUAUUUAUUUGGAGAUGGGGGAGGUAUCCAUAACAAGAUAUGCGAAUCGCGGAACCCCACAAGGCGGUGUUCUCUCCCCACUUCUUUGGAAUCUAACGAUGGAUACCCUGCUGUCACGGUUGCAAGGUACAGGUUGCCAAGUCAUUGCCUACGCGGAUGGUCUUGCCCUGACGUCAAUUGGUAAGCCCCCCCCCCGUUCUAUGUGACUUACUUCGAGGCGCCUUACACGUCGUGGAUACCUGGUACAAAGAAGUAGGACCUAGUGUCAAUCCGGCAAAAACGGCCAUGGUUCCGUUUUCAAAGAAAACGAAAGCUGUCCGGCUACAACCUCCUUCCUUGAACGGUAUCGCACUGACUUUCUCGGAGGAGGUUAGAUAUCUGGGCGUUAUUCUUGACAAAAAGUUAACUUGGCGGCGCAAUAUAGAAGAGCGCUGCAAGAAAGCUAUAACUGCUAUGUAUGCCUUUAAAUCGGCGAUUGGGUAAAAAUGGGGAUUGAAGCCUCACAUUGUGAACUGGAUGUACACAGCGGUUGUGCGUCCCAUUCUAUCCGUCCGUAGAUAAAUCUACAAUAAGAAACAAACUAACAGCGGUCCAAAGGAUGGCGUGCAUGAUGAUCACAGGAGCGUUACCAUCGACGCCUACUAAAGCCCUAGAGACCUUGCUUCACUUGCUACCUGUGGACCUAUAUGGUAAACUACAGGCAAGCUGUAAUGCUAUUAGAUUAAAUGCGCUAAUCAAAUGGAGUGACACGAGGUUUGGUCACUCUAGAAUUUUGGAAGAUCUUCCAGAGGACUUUAGGCGCCUGGACUACACUACGGGACAUUUCCAGACAAGGAUCCCCUCAAAGGAAGAAUGGGAGGAGGAUUCGGUCCUAAUAUCGUAUUCUGACUCAACAGCCAUCUACACUGAUGGCUCCAAGUUGGAUAUGAAGGUAGGAAGUGGGGUAUACUCGCAAGAACUCUCACUUAGCCUCAGUUUUCGUCUGCCAGAUCUAUGCAGCGUUUUUCAGGCUAAACUAACAGCAAUAAAUGAAGCUGCAAGUUGGUUGAUCGAUUCUCUAAUUAAUCUGAAGGCGGUUACAAUAUUUUCUGUACGGCGGAUGAACUAGCAAGGGAAGGAACCUUGUUGUCUGCAAUCAGUACAGCCCGUAAUGCGGGCAUUCCGCUAUCUUCUUGCAAGCUCUGGCUGGAAAAUAACUUUGUCGGACGGGCUAAUAUAAGAUGGUCUGCGGAGCCUACUUGCAGGAUAGCAAGUUAUAUCUGGCCUAAGCUUGACAAGCAUAGAUCUCGCCCUUUCCCCCACUUGGAGCGACCACUGCUGCGGCAUGUUAUUGGAGUUCAAACGACUACUGUCGUAGCUGCCGCGAUGAGGAGGAAGUCGAAAGCGUGGAGUAUUACUUAUGCCGCUGUCCUGCUCUGGCGAGAGCUCGCCAACGCUCGUUCCUCCAUUAUUCUUUUGAAUGUCUCACCGAACUGGAUUCAGCCAGCGUCUAUGACUUUGUGCGCUUCAUCAGAGCUACGAAGUGGUUCCAUUACUAGGGUAAGAGGAGGGACAUAUGGAGUCUCUUGUACGGCACCACAACGGGCCCAUGGUGGCCUAAGUGUGCCCCUUUUCCUGUAGGAUUAGGGCAGCCGAGUGUGUGGCCGUCUGAUAUCAUUGUGCGGCCAUUUGGAUUUUUUCAACCAGAAGCUAACCAAGGAAGUUCCAAAUAGUGUUAUACGGUCUAAUGCUGAAUAUACAUGCAAAAAUCUGAAUAUAUACUUCCAGAAAAUGGGUGGAAUGCGCAGAAACGCUAAAGUCUUUCUUUGUUCUUCACGUAUGGAUUAUGACCAGGGAACGGAUUUUAUGGAAAUUGCCUUUUUUUCUGCUAAAGAUAU